CGACAAGAGAUCCUGCAAGAGUCAUGGGAAGCAGGAAGUGCAGUUUGCAUUUCCGGUUUAUUCUGGUGACUCAAGACAAUCCGGAAGUUGAUGCGGCGCGGUCGUAAAUGGCCGCGUCCUGGGAGAAUGCCGCUCGUGGUAUUUUGCGGGCUGCCGCAUAGCGGCAGGAGCCGGCGCGCGGAGGAGCUGUGCGGGGUAUUAGCUGCCGAGGGCCGCGAGGUAUACAUCGUGGACGACGCAGCGGUGCUGGGCGCAGAGGACGCGACAGUGUACGGCGAUUCUGCCCGUGAGAAGGCGUUGCGUGGGGCCUUGCGAGCUGCUGUAGAGCGCCGCUUGAAUCGCCACGUUGUGGUCAUCCUCGACUCGCUUAACUACAUCAAGGGCUUCCGCUACGAGCUUUACUGCUUGGCGCGGGCGGCGCGCACACCGCUCUGCCUAGUCCACUGCCUGCGGCCCGGAGCUCAGAACCGGGGGCAUCAUCAGACCGGCGCGGAGGAGAGCGAGGGCCGGAACGUCAGUGUGAGUUGGCGGCCAUGCGCUGAGGAGGGCGGGAGACCUAAGGUGACGGGCACCGGUGUUUUCAGGGAACCACAAGCAGUGGUCUCCGAAGUAAAUGGGAGACCCCGAGCCGAGGUUCCCAGAAAGCUGGAGCCGGAGGAAACCUGGGGCCCUGAUUUUCCAGCUCUCGUGGCUCCGGAAUCCGAGAAAUCUGCAGAACGUGUGUCUAGUGCCUUUUACCCUCCCGAACUUCUGGAGGCCCUAAAACUGCGCUUCGAGGCUCCCGAUUCUCGGAACCGCUGGGACCGGCCCCUUUUCACCUUGGUGAGCUUAGAAGAGCCCUUGCCCCUGGCGGAGAUCCGGGCUGCCCUGUUUGAGAAUCGGGCCCCUCCACCCCAUCAGUCUACACAGUCCCAGCCCCUCGCCUCCGGCAGUUUUCUUCACCAGUUGGACCAGGUCACGAGCCAAGUAUUGGCAGGAUUAUUGGAAGCGCAGAAGAGUGCUGUCCCUGGGGACUUACUCUCGCUUCCUGGCACCACGGAGCACCUGCGGUUUACCCGGCCCCUGACCAUGGCAGAACUGAGCCGCCUUCGUCGCCAGUUUAUUUCCUACACCAAAAUGCAUCCUAACAAUGAGAACUUGCCACAAUUGGCCAACAUGUUUCUGCAGUACCUGAGCCAGAGCCUGCAGUAACCAGACGGGCUAGGGAGAAAGCCUCUCUAACCUCCACUGCUCUCUCUUUCACUGGAAUAGUCUGAAGGUCUGUGUGUGGCACUAGAGCAUACUGAUGUGUGGUACUAGAGUUAUUGUGACUGAUUCACUCAAACUUUCUGAAUGCUUCUGUGCCAGACCUGGAGUUUACAACACAAGUUGAGACUAGAGAGAAUGGAGAACUGGCUUGAAAGAUCCUGGCAAAUUCCUCCAGACCACAGGUGGACAGCAGAUCCUUAGAUUGGAUUCUACUUGGGAUGUCACACACCAUUGAUUGAGAGUUGUGGAAGAGCAGACUGCAUGGAUAGAUUGUUUUUAAAUAAUUGUGAAAAGAAAUGUGAAGAUGGCAUAGUCCUGCAUCUGCGGUGGUCUUCUUUCAUAGCACAAAAAUUAAUUUUGAGUAUUGUACCUGCUUUGUGCUAGUCUCUGUCCUGCACACUGGGGUCACAGAUGAAUCCAUUUGUUACUGUCCUUGGGACGCUCUGCUAUUGGUAGAGGUAAAAGACUUAUUUACUAUGUUAUUUUCUCUAAUAAAAUAUUUUAAAAGAAGAGUCUGCUGGCAUCCUUGCUUCUUACUUUACAC
Messenger RNA from Choloepus didactylus (southern two-toed sloth), 1792 nucleotides. It is a transcript of the gene KTI12, whose product is annotated as KTI12 chromatin associated homolog. The record is from RefSeq and is a predicted model, not a curated record. Lineage: Eukaryota; Metazoa; Chordata; Mammalia; Pilosa; Megalonychidae. The transcript has a single exon. The coding region runs from base 91 to 1191 and encodes 366 amino acids.